UCUGUGAUAAAGAUUCAAAAUACAUCAUUCUAUUGAUUUAAGAGACACACAACCCCACAAAACGGGGUUCUUCCCUAGUUAAUGUUCAAUUGUACCCUCAUAUGCAAUGCACAUAAGGGACUUUAACGACAAUUUAUUGAUGCCAUAUGAUAGAGGGAUCUUUUAUGUAAUAUCAAAAAAUCAUAUAUCCAUUUUCUUGAAGCUGUACUAUAUGUGUUUACUUCAAGAUACUAGAGGGCCCAUUUAUGUAAUUUUGUCUAAAUUUUAAAAAGAACUAUGCGAUCAUAAAAAUCAGCUAAUCUUAUUUCUGUCCCAUCUUUCGAUGGAAGCUGCCGCCAAAACUUCGGCAUCAUUCACCUUGUCCUGGAGACGACGGAUUCUGUUUUCGGUAGUCUCUAGAGCACUUGCAGCAGUUAGCCGGAGAGAUGGCACCGUGAACCGCCGUAUCCUCAAAUUCAUAGACUUCCGGACCCCGGCGUCGUCCAAACCGAUCAACGGUGUCAAGACAUACGACAUCGUAGUAGAUUCCACUCGCAAGCUCUGGUUCCGAGUAUUUGUCCCCACACAGCAGUCCAUAGAAGAUCUCCCGGUGAUCAUCUUCUUUCACGGCGGUGGAUUCGUCUUCCUCGCCCCCGACCAGGACAUUUACGACGUUUUUUGCCGCCGGUUGUCUAGAAAACUGCCUGCAAUCAUUGUUUCUGUCAGCUAUCGUCUUGCACCGGAGCACCGGUACCCUGAGCAGCAUGAUGAUUGCUUCGAUGUGCUGAAAUUUUUGGAUGAUGAGGAGAAUUGUUCGAAGUCGUUACCGGAGAAAACGAACAUUUCACGGUGCUUUGUCGCUGGAGAUAGUGCUGGCGGAAACCUAGUUCAUCACGUUGCUCAGAGAGCAUGCGAAUUCAACUUCCAACGACUUAAGGUAAAUGGCGUGUUAGCAAUUCAACCUUUUUUUGGAGGAGAAGAGCGAACCAAUUCUGAAAUUUUUUUUGACGGAAAAGCUCCCCUCGCGUCACUGAAGCAAACAGACUGGUACUGGAAUGUGAUCAUGCCGCCAGGUGAAAGUUACAAUCGUGACCACCCGAUCAUCAAUGUUAGCGGCCCAAUGGCGGUGGACAUAUCGAAACUAGAUUUUCCAGCGACAAUGGUGGUGGUUGCUGGCUUUGAUUUUCUAUAUGAUUGGCAAAAAAGGUAUUGCGAGUGGCUGAAGAAGUCGGGGGUAGACGUGUACUUGGUUGAGUACACAAAUAUGUUCCAUGCUUUUUAUGUGUUUCCGGAGUUGCCUGAAUCUGAACAACUUAUGUGGGAUGUGAAGGAGUUCAUUCAAAAUGUCUUAAUGAAGGUGAAUUUGAAAAAAACUGGAAUGGAGAAUACGGUUGCAGAAAAUGGUACUCAGUUUUCAAAAGAGGAGCUCGGAAAGAUUGCAGUGCCCACACCAUAG
Lactuca saligna is the source of this 1435-nucleotide messenger RNA. The record is from the annotation of a GenBank genome assembly. Lineage: Eukaryota; Viridiplantae; Streptophyta; Magnoliopsida; Asterales; Asteraceae.